Messenger RNA from Pistacia vera, 1723 nucleotides. Its product is annotated as probable acyl-activating enzyme 5, peroxisomal. Lineage: Eukaryota; Viridiplantae; Streptophyta; Magnoliopsida; Sapindales; Anacardiaceae. The transcript has a single exon. Bases 29 to 1666 code for a protein of 545 amino acids. The record is from RefSeq and is a predicted model, not a curated record.
GAAGGGAAGAUACGAAACCUUACCCUCGAUGGACCAACUAAAGCCAAAUCUUGUAAACUCUUCCCCUCUUUCUCCAAUACGCUUUCUGGAAAGAGCUGCAACUGUCUAUGGUGAUUGCCCUUCUGUCGUCUACAACACCACCACCUACACCUGGUCACAAACCUACCGUCGAUGCAUCCAGGUGGCGUCAUCUCUUUUAUCUCUUGGUAUCAAGAGUGGCCACAUGGUGUCUGUCGUAGCCCCCAACAUUCCUGCUAUGUACGAGCUCCAUUUCUCGAUUCCAAUGUCUGGGGCUAUUCUUAACACCAUUAACACGAGGCUUGACGCCCGCACCAUAUCAUUAAUCCUCCAACACAGCGAAUCAAAACUCGUGUUCGUUGAUCACCUUUUGAGCUCUCUUAUCCUGGAAGCUAUCUCUUUGUUUCCGCCUCAUGCCGAAACCCCGCGUCUCGUUCUCAUCACUGACGAUGACGCCUCAUCAGCGACCGUUGGAUUUAUUGAUACUUACGAAAACAUGGUGGAAAAGGGUGACUCAAACUUCAAAUGGGUUCGGCCCACGAGUGAAUGGGAUCCUAUGGUUCUGAAUUAUACAUCUGGUACAACUUCGUCUCCUAAAGGUGUAAUGCAAUGCCACAGGGCGCUCUUCAUUGCCACAGUUUCUUCACUGAUAGAUUGGUCAGUUCCGAAUCAACCCGUUUAUUUGUGGACCCUGCCAAUGUUUCACGUCAAUGGGUGGAGCUUCCCUUGGGGUAUGGCUGCCGUCGGUGGAACCAAUAUUUGCCUCCGUAGAAUUGAGGUUGCCAGCAUUUACGCUUUGAUUAAACAACAUAAAGUCACACACAUGUGCGGUGCACCAGUGGUGCUCAAUAUGCUCUCAAACUAUGCAGAAGCUGAACCCCUUGAUCAUCCGGUCUACGUCCUUACUGCCGGUGCUCCGCCACCAGCCCCGGUCCUCUUCAGAGCUGAGUCAAAGGGUUUUAUAGUGAGUCAUGGAUACGGGUUAACUGAAACAUCUGGUGUCGUCGUUUCGUGUGCAUGGAAACCUCAAUGGAACAAAUUGCCAUCAAGUGAGAGAUCGCGGAUUAAAGCAAGACAAGGAGUCGGGACAAUCGGAUUGACCGAAAUGGAUGUGGUGGAUCCCAAGUCAAGACAGAGCGUCCAACGAGAUGGGGUGACACGUGGCGAGAUCGUUUUUCGCGGAGGGACAAUCAUGUUAGGUUAUCUGAAAGACCCGGAAAGUUCGUCCAAAUGUAUGAAAGAUGACGGCUGGUUUUAUACUGGAGAUGUUGGUGUAAUGCAUCCUGAUGGCUAUGUAGAGAUCAAAGAUCGAUCAAAGGAUGUGAUUAUAAGCGGUGGAGAGAAUAUAAGCAGUGCGGAGGUUGAAUCCGUAUUGUAUUCUCAUCCGAUGAUUAAUGAAGCGGCGGUGGUGGCUCAACCAGACCCGUUUUGGCAGGAGACGCCAUGUGCGUUUGUGUGUUUGAAGAGUGAGUUCAAUCAGAAACCUACAGAGAAGGAGAUAAUAGAGUUUUGUAGGGCACGGUUGCCUCAUUACAUGGUACCCAAGACUGUAAUCUUCAAGGAUGAGCUUCCCAAGACAUCAACUGGGAAAAUUCAGAAAUUUGUGCUGAGGGAAAUUGCCAAGUCAAUGUUGCAUUCACGUUUGUAGAAUUAAUAAACCAAGCAAAUUAAUUAAAAUCGUUUCAUUCUUAAUUUUUCAACUUUC